UUUCUCUUCCAGGCCGAAUUUCAUUCCAGCGUUCCAAGUAGCCCGUCCGUGGACUUUUCUUUCAAGCGGUGACUCCACCCAUCAAUCAUCUGUCUCGGCUCUGGUUGGUUGCCGCUGAUUUGUCGUUAGCGCAGUCGCUGGCGUGUGCUGUCAAGGCAGAAAUGUGACGACGAUUUGAAAUGUUGCAAAACGCAGCAAAUAUUUUGCACUUUGAUGAUGUCAUCGAUGCGUUUUAUGCUAUGCCAACCUUAUUACUUUAUUAUUACUAUUACUCACGUUGCAGUUUUUAUUCUUUGUGGCUACUUUACGACGCCUUCAACGGAAUUCAUUUUGCAUAUGUUCAAAAGUCAUUCACACAUUUGAAAACAAAUCAGCUAUUUUUUAAUCUGUUUAAAACAUUUUGUUUUUAUAUACACUUUUACAAGAUAUAUUCAACGCGUAAUUAACCGAUUACACGAUUCAGAGUCAUUUUCAGCCGGUUUGCUACCCAUGAUGAACUUUUGUAUAUCGUUUAUUACUAAGUCACGACAUGACAAAUUCAUAACUAUGUUAUUACCAUAUGAAACUCGCUUCAAUCGGAAAUCAUUUUCUACCUGUGAAUUAUGUCUAAUGUGUAAUUGUGUGUGUAAUUUAUCCCGCAAUGCAUUAUUAGGAUGCAAGCUGUGGACAUGUUUAGAAGACUCUGAGGGUCCACUUGUGCUGCCCCUCCGGUGGAAGGCGACCACUCACUGGCGUCAAACUCGGGGCCCGGGGGCCAGAUCUGGCACGCCACGUGACUUCAUGUGGCCCGCGUUGGCGACUCACGUGUAUCACGUUCCGUGAUUCUGUUCAAAUCUGUGCCAAAAUUUCAAAUCGACACACCAUAAAUGGUAAUGUUGAGAUAUUGGAAGCAUCUUUGUGCCGUAGUUGAUUUCUGAUCGCGAAAAUAGUUCCUAAAAUUCAAAAUUCGGAUCCACUUGAGUGAACUGAAGAGAAUUCCUCUGCUGCGGGUAAAAGUGCGAGCAGCUCGGACAUUCUAUUGGGGACCAACUUUUCCAGAAAAGGUCACAAAAGUCUCAAAUCUGAAGCCCUCCAAGUAAGAACGAGACAAAUGGAGUCGGCGGCCUGAUUUACGCAAGCGAACGUGCGUCAUGCACUCCUCGUAGAGUGUGACCUUUGCCCUCUCUCGCUUAAUCAUUCAGCCGGCGAAGACGCCAGAAGCCAGCGAAGACGUCGCCGGCGGCCUGCGGACUCCUGCGAGAUGUCUCUGCACGCGGUUCUGGCCCGCAUCAGGGAGGCGUCCACGCGGCGUCUGUUCCGGACCUUGGCGCUGGGUCAGGUCCUGGCGGCGCUGGUGUGCGGCACGGCGCUGACGUCGCAGUAUCUGAGCUCCGUGUACCACGUGGACGCGCCGAUGCUCCAGAGCGUCCUGCACUACGCGCUGCUCGGCGCCGCCUACACGCCGGCGCUGCUCUGCAGGACAGGUUCCGACAGCGUUUUCCGGGCGGGCCGCGGGCGCUGGCUGCAGUACGCGCUGGUGGGCCUGGCGGACGUGGAGGCCAACUACGCCGUGGUGGCGGCGUACCGCUACACGACGCUGACCAGCGUGCAGCUUCUGGACUGCUUCGUGAUCCCGGUGGUGAUGUUCCUGUCCUGGUGGCUCCUGAAGACGCGGUACCGUCCCGUCCACUUCGCGGCAGUCGGCGUCUGCCUGCUGGGAGUCGGCGCCAUGGUGGGCGCCGACCUGCUGGCCGGGCGGGACCAGGGCUCCGCCUCCGACGUCCUCCUGGGCGACGGCCUGGUUCUCCUCAGCGCCGCCCUCUACGGCGUGUCCAACGUGUGGCAGGAGUACGCCGUCAAGAACCGAAGCCGCCUGGAGUUCCUCGGCAUGCUGGGACUCUUCGGGAGCGUCAUAAGCACCGCGCAAAUGUUGGUCCUGGAGCUUCGGCAGGUCUCCGCCAUCCGGUGGAGAUGGCAAGCGGCGCUGCUGUUGGGGGUCUUCGCCUGCUGCAUGCUGGCCUUGUACAGCCUGAUGCCCGUCGUGGUCAAGGAGAGCAGCGCCGCCGCCGUCAACCUGUCCAUGAUGACCGCCGACGUCUUCAGCGUCUUCUGCGGGGUCUUCAUCUUCCGCUACGACUUCUCAGUUCUGUACGUGGUGUCGCUGGCGCUCAUCUUGGUCGGCUUCGUCACCUUCAACGCCGUACCCGCGCCCGCGCCCGCCGUCGAGCCCCCCCCGUCGACCGAGGAGGCCGACGCACCCAAACAGGAAGUGGCGUCCGAGUCGCAGGAAGCGCAGCAGAGGAAGAACACUUGUGUUGUUGACUCCACUCCAUUAUGAAACCUCCAAGAUGUUUGGGGAUUUUUAUUAUUAUUUUUUAAACCUUAACAUUUGCAUGAAACACAAAUUUGAAAGUAUAACAAUCUUUUGUUAUGAGGGGGGCGGGGUUUAAUAGAGCAAUAAGUUC
Messenger RNA from Syngnathoides biaculeatus (alligator pipefish), 2444 nucleotides. RefSeq names its product solute carrier family 35 member F2-like. Gene Ontology annotation, biological process: transmembrane transport. Bases 1241 to 2317 code for a protein of 358 amino acids. Gene Ontology annotation, molecular function: transmembrane transporter activity. The transcript has 8 exons. The record is from RefSeq and is a predicted model, not a curated record. Lineage: Eukaryota; Metazoa; Chordata; Actinopteri; Syngnathiformes; Syngnathidae. Gene Ontology annotation, cellular component: membrane.